Rosa chinensis is the source of this 579-nucleotide messenger RNA. RefSeq lists its product as uncharacterized. The transcript is spliced from 2 exons. The coding region runs from base 1 to 579 and encodes 192 amino acids. The record is from RefSeq and is a predicted model, not a curated record. Lineage: Eukaryota; Viridiplantae; Streptophyta; Magnoliopsida; Rosales; Rosaceae.
AUGAAUCUUUGUGGAGAAACUGUAACUCAGGCCAUGAUGCUUGAAAAGACAUUCUCCACUUUUCAUGCCUCCAAUAUGGUCUUCCAGCAGCAAUACAGAGAAAGAGGAUUCACCAAAUAUUCUGAUCUCAUCUCUUGUCUUCUGGUGGCUGAGCAAAACAAUGAACUCUUAAUGAAGAACCAUCAGUCUCGCCCUACAGGAUCACAACCAUUCCCUGAAGCGAAUGCUAUUAUUACUAGUGGUUAUGGCAAUAGAUGUGGUGGAAGGCAUGGCAAAGCCUGUAACCGUGGUCAUAGACGUGGUCAGGGUCGACAAAAUGGCCAAGCUCUUGGGGGCUACAACCAAUGUGGUGGUAAAGGCCAUUGGGCUCGCACCUGUCGUGCAGAAGAACAUUUGGUGGCCCUCUACAAAGCUUCCUUGAAAAAGAAACAUGUGGAGACAAACUACAUUGACCACUCUGACCCUUGGGAUUCAUCUGAGCCUAUAGACAUUACUCCGCUCGAUAUCUCAGAUUUUUUUGCGAACAAUGGAAGCAAUUUUGAUGAUAUGACCAGUGGUGGAAUUCUUGACGACUACUAG